GUUCUCCCUCUCACUUUACGCCAAUUCACCGUCGACUCGUCUGUCCUGUCUGUCAACCGUCGCUCAUUGCUCACUGUUUACUCUAAUCAGCGCUCUUUUCAUGAUCUUCUGAUUGCUCUCUGUCUACUCUACCUUGUCAACAUCCAUCUUCAGCCUUUUCUUCGACCGGAAAAUGUUCACCUCUUCUCUCCCUUUCUCAUUGGUCCUCCUCAUCCUCUCAACCUCCUCUUUCGCCCAACAACAAUUCAACAAUGUCACCCUUGACCCCGCUGCCUCGACACUUUUCUCAACCUCAAGCGGUACCCUUUCACCAGUAGGCACAACAGAGGAUGGAGGGCGCAUACUCGCUGCCUGUACACUCGACUCAACAGUCUACGUCGCCGGGUCGUUCUCCCAAAUAGGAGGCACAUCCGCACAAAACGUCGCUGCGUUCGACUCUUCCUCCUCUUCCUUCUCCGCCCUUCCCAAAGGAGGGCCAAACGACGCCGUUCACGCCCUCUACUGCGAUUCGGCAAACAACCUCCUCUGGCUUGGAGGGAACUUCACCCUUCCCUCACCGGGCGCAGCGGCCUAUGCACCACACAAUAGCUCCUGGGUGCCGGCGCCGUUUGUCGGUCUGUCUGGCGAAGUUCUCGCCAUCACCCCAUUUGCCGACGCACAGUCCAUCUACUUUGCAGGAUCUUUCAUCACCGCAUUUUCUUCAAACAGCACCAACUCCACGUUCGGCAACAACCCGAAUGUGCCGUACUCUGCUGGCGCAACACCUUAUUCCUCCUCAUUAGUCCCGAUACCCCUGCAAGGAGCGCAGAUCACCGCUGAACCCGCUACCGGUCAGACCGGGUUCAGCGACAUCACAAACAUACUUUGUCCGGCAGGAGCUGACGGCGAGGGGAAUACCUGGCUCGCACAGGAUGGAUCGGCCGCGCAAAUCACGGUCAGGACGUUCAGGAACGAGGGGGUCAGUGGUGUCAGAUUGGGGAAUACGUUCGUACAGGGGAGGGGAACAACAGCCUUCACUGUCACGACCAUCCCGAACAAUCAGGUCCUCCCAUUGUCUUACAUCGACCCAGUAACCAACACAACACAGAACUGUUCUGAUUCCUGCCCGUUGCUCACAAACACCACUAUCCCGUAUCAGGACUUCAUCUUUAACCAAACACCAGCAUUAACUAUCACCGGUUUCCAGCUGACGCUCAACACAUGGGCCGGUGCGGGAGCUGGCCUGCACUUGCUGCAACUGUUGUCGGAGGGAUCCUUCGCUUCUUUCGUGCCGGGAUUGGACACGGCAUCCUGCUUCGCUCCUGGGCCUACGACGGUCACGCAAACAGGUAAUUGGCAGGAGGUUAACGUCACUACCAACACGGCUGGUACUGUUCAGCCCAUACUGCAGGCUACGCUCCCGACGAAUACACCACCAGCUUCCUCUCCUUCCCUGGAUCUGUCCGUCUAUGUCUCCGCCGUCGGAUACUACACCGUCUAUUUUGUUACUCCUGGGUGUACGCUCAUGGAAGACUGCGACUUGCGCACGACUGUCCAGGUCACAAUCAGCCCUGGAAACAGUGUUGCCCCCGUAACGCAAGAGAUCGACCAGCGCGUGACGUCGGAUACGAUAACCACCGUGUACCGUGGUCCUGUAUACCCCACGUCCCCCUCGUUCACCAUUCCCGUUUCCCUUCGCCUGUCCGGCACUCCUGCCGGUACUGGGUCAGACGGGAAUUAUGACAUGGUUGCGGACCAAGUACAGUUCGUGCUCACCGCUGCACCAAAUGGGACGGGAGAAAGCGUCGUCGGCGAGGGCGUACCGGGGUACAACCUCACCAUGACUUCCUCCGGUAUCGCUCGGGGCUUCGGGCUCUUUGAGUGGCCAGAAAGGAGUGCUGCGGAGAACGCAACUGGUACCCUGUCUACUGGGCUGGAAACGAGUGUAGACCAGGCGGGAGCCGCGUUGUAUGCUGGUAUUCUGGGCGCAUCGAUGAACUCUUUCUCGGUCGCGGCGAUCGCACAGUUCGGUGCGAGUGUCAUCUCCGCCCUUGCGGUGGGCAACAAUGGUACGCUGUACAUCGGUGGGCUUUUUACUUUGAGCACUGUUGGAGCAAGCAAUAUUGUUAUGUGGAACGGGAGUGACCUGAUCCCCCUUCCCUCCGGUGGGCUGAACGGCCCUGUGACCGCUCUUGCGAUCGACAACUCUGCUGGGCAUCUGUACGUCGGCGGGUCGUUCUCCGGUCCUCAAGGUUCGACGGAGAGCGGAUUUACCGGUAUUGGGCUGUUCGAUAUCGCCGCCAGCAAGUGGACGUCUAUGGCCGGAGGUUUGAACGGGCCCGUGACGGGACUCGCUUUCAGCAGCAACCAACUGCUUGUUGUGGGUAACUUCACCGCACUGCCGCAGAACAGUGGGAUUCCCGCAGCGGGCAUUGCUUCAUGGUCACUGAGCGCGGCGUCGUGGAAUCCUCCCAGCGGUUUCGUCGUCGGCAAUCUGUCAUUUAUUAGCACCGAUGGCCAAUUCAUGGGCGGCCGUGUGUCCAUGUCCUCGAUCUCGUACGGCUCGAGCGGCCACCUCUCUGAGGGGCUUGUCAUCCUCGUCUGUAUCGUUAUCGGCGCUGGUUGCGUGCUCAUGCUCUUCCUUAUCGGCCUCUUAAUAGCUCUCUGGCUCAGACGGUCAGAACAGGCACCCCAGGCCCUCGCCGAUAAGGACGACGACGAUGCUGCCAGCAGCAUCGGUCAGCACCCCUCUACUCUAUUAGAGCACGUGCAGGCCGCCACGCGGGCUACCAUUAUUGGAGAAGGCGCGUUCGCCGGCGGGAACAUCCGAAGUGAAGGCUCGCAUGAGCAGGUGGCAGAUGAUUCGAUGGAGACGGAGGAAGCAGUUGGGGGAGCGGGUCCGUUCGCGGACGACGGUCGGGUAGCGCAUGCCCGGUACUCUUUCGAAGCAUCUGGUGAGGGAGAGCUUGAGAUCCAUGCCGGCACGCAGGUGCAGGUCUUAGAUGACCGAGACACGUCUUGGUGGCUUGUCCGUGAUGUGGAAACGGGUCGUGAAGGCAUUAUACCCGCAUCAUACCUGCUCUAGACUAUGCGUCCUUUUUACAUAUCUUGUCUCUCUGGGUGUAUAUUUGAAACCAUCCUUGCUACCCCGACAAUAUUUUCCCAUCACUCCUGUUGACACGUCGGCUCCACCUUGGCUCUCACGCU
This is a messenger RNA of Dacryopinax primogenitus, 3186 nucleotides long. RefSeq lists its product as uncharacterized. Bases 173 to 3064 code for a protein of 963 amino acids. The transcript has 3 exons. The record is from RefSeq and is a predicted model, not a curated record. Lineage: Eukaryota; Fungi; Basidiomycota; Dacrymycetes; Dacrymycetales; Dacrymycetaceae. Gene Ontology annotation, biological process: positive regulation of establishment of bipolar cell polarity regulating cell shape. Gene Ontology annotation, molecular function: protein binding. Gene Ontology annotation, cellular component: plasma membrane of growing cell tip.